UUGGCGCAGGUGAUCGGUGUCGGGAUGUGAGAGUAACGCGGAGGAGAAGGGAGGAGAGGGAACGUUCUGAUGGAGAAGUGUCUCGGGCUCGAUUUGAAAUAAAAAAAGGAUACCAUCCACCUUCGAUCCGCGCUGUAACACUCGACGAUGAGCGCUUCACCGAAAGGGGCACUUUGAGCUACGAUGAGGUUAACUUCCGGUGGGGAAUAGUACUAUGAUUUGGUAUGUGGCCACUUUGAUAGCAAGUGUUUUCAGCAGCCGAGGAACGGCCGCUCAAGGUGCCCACGGAGUGCGAGAGGAACCCCAGUUUGUGACGGCGCGUGCAGGAGAGAACGUCAUCCUGGGAUGCGAUGUGUCCCAUCCCUUGAACGGCCAGCCCUACGUGGUGGAGUGGUUCAAGUAUGGCAUGCCAAUCCCCUUCUUCAUCAACUUUCGUUUUUACCCUCCUCAUGUGGACCCGGAGUAUGCUGGCCGGGCCAGUCUGUAUGGCAAGUCCUCCCUGCGGAUAGAAAACGUCCGUUCAGAUGACCAGGGCUGGUAUGAAUGCAAGGUGCUGAUGUUGGAGCAACAGUAUGACACUUUCCACAAUGGCAGCUGGGUGCAUCUAACUGUCAAUGCUCCUCCCACAUUCACAGAUACGCCACCUCAGUACGUUGAGGCCAAGGAGGCCGGGAGCAUCACUUUGACCUGCAUGGCCUUUGGCAACCCCAAACCCUCGGUCAGCUGGCUGCGGGAAGGCAACCUUAUGGUCACCAGUGCCAAGUACAAGGUAUUUGAUGGGAGUUUGACGGUGCUAUCCAUCACCCGAGAGGAUCGUGGUGCCUAUACAUGUCGAGCCUUUAGCCCCCAAGGAGAGGCCAUUCACACAACACGGCUGCUAGUUCAAGGCCCUCCGUUCAUUGUGUCGCCGCCAGACAAUAUUACAGUCAACAUCUCGCAGGACGCCUUCUUCACCUGCCAGGCGGAGGCCUACCCUCGGAACCUUACCUACACCUGGUUCUGGGAGGAGGAUAAUGUCUUCUUCAAGAAUGACCUAAAGCGCAGGGUCAGUGUUCUGAUCGAUGGCUCCCUCAUCAUUGCCCAAGUCAAGCCUGAGGAUGCCGGGAAAUACACGUGUGCUCCGAGCAACAGCCUUGGCCAGCCACCGACUGCCUCUGCCUACCUGAGUGUGCAAUAUCCUGCCCGUGUUGUAAACAUGCCGUCUGUCCUCUACGCGGCCAUCGGUCUGCCAGGCUUUAUCCGGUGUCCUGUAGAUGCCAACCCACCUGUAACUUUGGUUAAGUGGAAGAAAGAUGGUCUUCCUCUCCGGAUAGAUAAGUACCCCGGGUGGAGCCAAAUGGACGACGGGAGCAUCCGUGUGGCAGAGGUGACGGAGGACUCUCUCGGCACCUACACCUGCAUGCCUUACAAUGCCCUGGGUUCCAUGGGAUGGUCCCCUCCCGCUCCCCUGGUGCUAAAGGACCCUCCCAAAUUCUCAGUGGUCCCUGGAGGGGAGUACAGACAGGAGGCUGGGAGAGAACUUGUUAUCCCUUGUGAGGCAGAAGGAGACCCAUUCCCCAAUAUAACAUGGAGGAAGGUAGGCAAGUCCAGUCAAAGCAAGCACAAUGUUCUGCCUCGAGGCAACUUACAGUUCAAGUCACUUACAAAGGAGGACCAUGGGGAAUGGGAGUGUGUUGCCACCAACGUUGCUACGAGCGUCACUGCCAGCACGCAUGUCCAAGUCAUAGGCACAAGCCCCCACUCCCCCACCAGCGUCCGUGUGGUGGCAUCCUCCACCUGGGCCAACGUGUCCUGGGAGGUGGGCUAUGACGGAGGCUUCCAGCAGACGCUCUCAGUCUGGUACGGCCAUGCGCUAAAAAGGGAGCAUUUGGGCCCACAUGACUGGCUGUCCAUACCAGUGCCAGGAGGCCAAGAGUGGAUGGCAGUGUCUGGUCUGGAGCCCGAGACAACAUACCAGUUCAGCGUCCUGGCCCAGAACAAGCUCGGCACAGGCCCCUUCAGCGAGGUUGUCACUGUGAACACAUUAGUAUUUCCCAUUAGUACCCCUGAACCACUGGUGCUGCUAACCCCACCACGGUGCCUCACAGCCAAUCGCACGCAGCAGGGAGUCCUGCUCACCUGGAUCCCACCCGCCAAUCACACAGCACCGAUCCAGCAUUAUGUCAUGGAGUUUCGCUUAGGGGAACGAUGGGAGGUCCUGGAUGACAACAUCCCCUCCAGUGAGACGGAGAUGCUCGCUCGCGACCUCAUACAGGAGGCCUGGUAUGAGUUCCGUGUCAUGGCUGUCAUGGAUGAGAUGAUCAGUGAGCCCAGCAACAUAGUAGGGGUGUCCAGUACAGACUUCUUUCCACCUCCAGAGUUGGUUGAGGAAUCAGGGUUGGCGCGACCAGUCGUGGCUGGUAUUGUGGCCACAAUCUGCUUCUUGGCCGCAGCUGUUCUUUUCAGUACAAUGGCAGCCUGCUUUGUCAAUAAGCAGCGGCGGCGGAAGCUCAAAAGAAAAAAAGAUCCCCCUCUUUCCAUAACCCACUGCAGAAAAAGUAUGGCAUCGCCGCCAUCCUCAGGGAAGGCGAGCCCAGAAAGCAUUCGCUCAAAAGCCUCCUCCCUAGCAGAAUCAUCUGAGGACAGUCAUACCCAACGUGGGAAGAAACCGCCCCCAAGUCCAGGGAAGAAGGAGGAGUCUCUGUACAAGAAGACCAAAAGAGCAAUAACCAGCAAGAAGUACGUCUCGAAGCUUGAAGGUGAAGCAACAACACCCAUUGAGCUCAUCAGUCGUGGCCCAGAUGGACGCUUUGUCAUUGAUCCCACUGACGCAGAAUUGUCUGUCAAGCCCCGAAGAAUUGAGGGCUUUCCCUUUGUGGAAGAAUCAGAUCUCUAUCCUGAAUUUCGGCAAUCAGAUGAAGAGAAUGAUGACCUUCGGCCUCUUCCACCAGUUAUGGCCCCCCUUCGGCCUCACCAGAUUUCACCCAUCUCCAGUCAUGAAUCCUACCUCCAGCCUCCAGCCUACAGCCCUCGUUUCCAGAGGCCGUUUGAAGGUAUGACCAUCAUGGAGAGCAGUCGACUUCAGGCCACAGGGCAGAUUCGAGGCUCUCUCCAUCACAGGGCUUUCUAUGGCUACCUAGGCCCACCUGGGGAUCAUGAUCCUCCUCCUCCUUUUUACAUGACUGAUACCAGUCCCCUUAGCUCUGUCAUGUCUUCCCCGCCAUACCUAACUGAAGGUCCUUUUGGCUAUCCCAUGAUUCCAGAAGAAAUGGGAGAGGGUGAUUUCACACAUUAUGCCGUCUCUGGCUACCCUUAUCCUCUGACACUCACUUCUUCUUCUCAUUCACCGGAAUUUUGGCGGGGAAUGGAUUUUACCUUUUCAACUGUGGAGGGGCCACAGUUCAUUUUUCCGCCACAGCCCUCUCUGCAUCUUCGCCAUGACUCUCCGUAUCCACCACCACCUCAUGUUCUCCCCCUUAGUGCUUUUCAACCCUCCUCCCUCCCAAUGCCUACCUAUCCAUCUGUUUUGCCACUAGAAGGUCCACAGAGUCAUGCAAGCAAGUCUCCCAGCAAGGCCAAGCCUCAUGGCUCUCCAGCCAGGCGUUUUGCUAUGCAAGAGGCUCAUUUAGGGCAGCUAAGACAUACAAGCCACAGUAUGGGUGUUCCGCUUUUGCCUUACACCGAUCCAAUGGCCCACAUUGGCCCAAGCACGUUCAGUAGCCUAGAUACCCGAUGGUUCGAAUCUACCCCCCGCUUUAGCCCAAGACAGGUUCGUAGGAUGGAUUCUGGUGUGCAUCAGGUGGUUCUCCAGCCCUCUCGACUUUCACCCCUCACCCAGAGUCCCUUUAGUUCCCAUGAGGGAUCUCCCGAGAUUGUUGUACGUCCCCGGCCACGUCCAAACAUUGUUCAUGCUCCCAUUCCCCCAGAGAUGUCUGAGAUUACCCUCCUGCAUCCUUCCGCGGCCACCUUCUCAAGAAGAUCUUCCCCUUCUUCCUCACCUGCACUAGGCCAGGGUAGCAGAAGAGCCAGUCCUAGCUAUCGUUCCCACAUGGCCUUUGCUUCAUCUGCAACCAGCUAUCCAGCUUCCCAGUCCCCAUCACCUCCCAUGGAAAGCAGCAACAUAUUUGGGCAGGUGCCAUCUCAAAGGAGGACUGAGGAGGAGAUCCUUCCAUCUGAGCCCUCUCCACCCCAGUUGUCAGCUUCAGGAAAACGUCGAGGGGCGCCGAGUGUCCUUUCGGGGUCUGAGAGGAUUGACGCUCUGAGAUACCAACGCAUUAGAAAGGCAAAGAAGAUGACGAUGAAUAACAAUAAUUCCAAGACGAGGAGGAAAGCAGGUGUCUCCACCUCUCAGACCCAGCAGGCCCACACCUCUCAGGUAUUACAGCCCGAAGAAGCCCUCUACCUCCACAGGAAGAAGAAACGGCUCCUCUUUCAUGACCCAUACACUCGCUUUUCUGCUCUGCUGUACCGCCGCCCUCUCCGGGAAGACCAGAGGGCAAUUUUGGCUUGUAUGGACAAUGUAGAACUAGACCACGCCACCUUCCUCUGAAAGUCCACAAGGGUUAAGGUCAAGUAGGGAUAUGUCAUCAUGUGACACAUUUUAACUCUACAAUAUACUCUUCUCUUUGCAAUUUAUUUGCUGCUUGGAGGGAGGAGCACUAUUUUAGCAUUUAGGUUUGGUGCAACCUGUCGGUCAACCACAAAGGACUCAUUUGGAACCACGACAGAUGAAGGUAAAGAAUGAGAUCAGAUCAAGAUAAAACGACGAUAAUCUUCCAAAUUUCACUCAAAAUCAAGUUGUCAUUUUGUCGAAACGCUGGCCUGUGGAAUUGAUGCUUAAAUGUCCAAGCCUGUUGGCUAUAGGCUACAAUUACAUUGUUAUUAUUUCUGGAACGCUGAAGGUCACUGAGGCGCAUGUUAUUCUGCGCCAGUGGUGUUCUAUUUAUUCUUAUUCCAACAUGAAUGUUCCGUUUCGCUCCCUCUUUUUUUGUAAUUCUACGUUUUCCGUGUCAAAAUCCCUGUUGAAAAUGAAGUUUCACAUUUCUCAGCUCAUUCAAACCACUCCAACAUGAGGACAUUUAAGCAGAUAUUCAGGCUGUCUAAAUUCCCCCUUUCCCUAAAAUUCCACAUUUUCGAAACAAAAAUGCCCUUUGUCCUUAAGAAUUUGUACGACUUCCACGUUUCUCGACCAAAUCACACCAUUCCAACACCAAAACAUUCUGCUCAUCCAGCUCGUCUAUUUCUCGUAUUCCAAAACAGUACAAGUUUCCCAAAAUUCCACAUGUUCCGGCCCAAAGAUUCCCCUAUUUCUUAACCCGUCAAACCAUUCCAGUAUCAAAACCAAAAUUUCCCACUUUAACCACAAUUCUGCAAUUUUCAUACAGCAUUUCAGUUCACAUUCACGCUAUUUCUACAGAAAUUGCCUUCUGUGGCCAUCAUUAUGAUUACUAUCAAAACAAUUUACAGUGCAAAAAAACGCAGCGGCUUUUAGUUGUCCAUUAAAAAAAUUCCAUUCUUUCAUCAUGUUUUUCCUGUGCCAAGUCAGUCCGGCACCCUAAAAAGUAGUGUCCGUUUCUGUUUACAGUUCUACUGUAGGUACUCUAGAGGGCUCCGAAUCCUAAUCAGAAAAACCAACUGUUAAGGCAAAAACACCUCAAAAGCAACGCUGUGCAGUGGAUGACAGGAUUUUGUGCCAUAAUACGGAACUUUUCACCGUUUUAGAAAGAAUCAAGGUAAACGGUUUUGUUUGAAUGCCUGCCUCACUUCACUUUAAAUCCAAAUGUUAUUACUGCUGAGAUGUUUAAUGUCCAUCGGUGGGUGAAUGUAUUGGACAAUUAUGCAUGCGGUCUCUAUAUUGAGACUUUGAACAGCCGUCAUUUAAGAAUUGAGGCACAUUACCAUCUUAGACGUUUUUCUGUUGUUUUAAUGUCAUUUUUAUUUCAGUUGAGAUGAGAUGUUUCAGUCUGCCUGGUCCACAAAUAAGGGGAUGAACACUUUGUGACUAAACAGGACAAAAAUGAAGUGCCAUAACCGAGAUUGAUUGAUCACGUGAUAUUUAUGACUUUAGAUUGAUCUGCAUGACUGAGUUUCAUUCAGAAUGAACUGAGGCUGGAUUUACACUGUAAAAGUACUUUUAUUCUCUCUUCUUAAGUUUUGAUAAAACAAGGUGCUCAGUUUCUUAAUAAGACGUAUUGACCUUAGUAAUACUGUAUAUCCCCAGCCCCGGCACAUGGCAGCAGCAUCCAGGCUGUGCCGUGUUUUGUUUUUGUAUAGAGAUAUUCAGCAAUGAUUUUCACGAUUAUUGAUUGUCUUUUUGUGUGAUUAGGAGUGAAGAUUCUACCCCAGCUGCAACGCCAACAGAAAUAAGCCACAACUCAAAUAUUCUAAUUUGUCUAAUGAUGUAGUCGCCAUGCUACACGCUACUGCCUUAGGUUUAGACGCCGCUGGUUCGAGACAACCAGCUACAACCAGAUAAUGUAGUCAUAGGGUAAAAUUUUCCAACAAAUCCACCUUUUACUGUUCUUAUAGUUUACAUUUUACAUUUUAAGUGCCUUCAUUUACAAUUAAAUACUUCCCAGUGGUUUCAGCUUACAUGUAUACACGAUAUUGUAUAUGUGCAUUUUGCCGACAUGUCAACAUCAAACUACUUCUGAUGCCAAAAGAGGCGAUACGAAAUGAAAACAAAAAAUACUUAACGGGCAAAUAUACAGGAUGUCCCUAAAGUCACACAAGCAAAAAUACAUACAUUGUACAAUAAUCAAAACAAAAUAAGAAUAAUUUAAUAUACCCAAAAUAAUAUCAUAGUGUUGUCUUAAUUUCGUAUAAAGUUGUCCCUCGUUUAUUGCGGUUAAUUGGUUCCAGACCCAACUGCAAUAAGUGAAUUUCCGCAAAGUUGGAUUCAUUAUUAACAAAUGUAUUAUUUUGCAUAGAAAAUCUCUUUGGUAGAACGUACUUCCUGGUGGCUAUUGUCUCAUUAAUGUAACGUUACUGACCCCUAGAGACCAAUAUAGAAUACUACUUUACCGCCACUGUUUGUGGUAAAGGAGAGACUCACGAUGCACUUCAAUCGCUUUAUUAACAAGCAGAGAACACAUGCAGUGAACAUUCACACAGGAGCUGCUGCCGGCCACUCUCUACACUGCUAACCUGCUGCGAGCGCUCAGCUAACAGUCAACUCUAGCUAGCUUCUUAAAGGCGCACACAAAUCACAGAUACUAUAUCACGUCCUUUGAAUGCCUUAUAUUUGUUAUGCUUGAAAAUACUUAAUUGUGAAACACCGCAAUAGAGUGAGGGCGCAAUGUUUGAACCGCGAUGUAGCUAGGGACGAAUAUAUUCAAUUCAAUAUUACAUACGUAUAUAAUAUUUUUUACACAUAUUAUUGUGGUAAUUGAAAUUAUUUUUUAAAUAAUCAAUUAUUUAAUGUGUAAUUUUUUAUUUAUUAAUUAAUGUUAUUACAAAUUAAAUACAAGUGUUUUUUGUAUGUAUACUGUAUGUCUGGAAUUUUGAGACACCCUGUAUAUUUGAAGUAAAGGGAACAUGGGACCAUCAAUUGAUUUUUUUACCUCAAAAUUAGCAAUUUUACUUAAUUUGUGAUUGUCCAUCAAUGGACAUUUUUUAAAAGAUUGAACAUCAUUUCAAAUGCAUAUUCAGAGAAAUUGGGAAGUCCUGCAAUAAUAAAUAUGUAUGAAAGUGCUUUGUUGGCAUUGUGGCUGGACUCAGGAUCACACUGCAAAAGAAAGAAGGGCCAGCUAUUCCAUCAAGGACAUUUGCAGAACGUAAGGCACUCGUUUGCGCUGCUUGCCGAGCACGCAAACUAUGCAAUUGAGCCUUCUCGCUGGUAUUGAUUAAGAAAAUGUUGAAGGCAGGAAAGACAUUGUAUUGAAUGUUUCUCUGCUAACUGCAUACACUUUGUGUUGCCAACAUGACAGCGGUCUGUAGUUGCGUAUAGUACAUUGUUGUAUGAAGGGCAGGAUAAACUCGCUAACAAAUAACCAACAGGCUGAAACGUGCAUUUACGCUGAUGUGGAAAUAAGCAAAUACUGUUAAACACACAAGACUGGAAGCAAAGUGCUUGGAAAUUAAAGCGUAUUUACAUAUCUUAUGUCAAAUAUGUUAAAAAGCACUGCAGGUCUCUCAAAUACUUCAGUUACAAAACCAAUUUAUACAGUACAAUAUAGUCAAACAAAAAAUUAAACAUAUAUAUAUAUAUAUAUAUAUAUAUAUUAUAUGUUAGAAAUAUAUUUUCUCUGUUUAACAACAUUUAGUUUCUGAGCAUACAACUUUUAGAUGUGGAAAAUGACCUCAAAGGAUUAUUUAAUAAGAUAUACAGUACAUAUAAUAAGAAUCUAUAUUUUAGAAUUGACAAAAAAUGUUGCAGAUUUAAUUAAAUCAGUCAGUGAUGUGCAUGUGUUUAAAAUAUAACAAUAGAAGAUGUAAUCCCUUUUUUACUUUUACAAUUUUAACAUUUUUAGUUGGAUGACUGGAUAACUAAAAAGACUCAACAUAUUUUUCCUCUCAUAAGAUACAUGAAAUUACAGCAGACAAUGAUACAAGCAAACAAAGAAUGGACAGGGAUGGCCGAUACCGAUACCACUUUUUCAUGUGUGAUACUGCAACAUUAUUGUAAUACGUUUGUAUGCAUGUACUUUGCUUAACAUCUAAAAAAAAAAAAAAAAAAAUACCAUGUUCAGGCAGUGCAACAAAUAUUCUGCUCCCCCUGGAGGGAAGAAAUGAAAUGACCAACAUGACUCAAGGUAUGCAGGACUGCUGCUGUUGCUUGUUAUUUAAACGAGGAAUGUCCCAUAUGGUCUUUUUUCCCUGAUAUGCCGAUAUUUCCAACUCUCAAUUUCCGAUUCCGAUAUCAACCGAUACCAAUAUGUAUAACAUCACGUAUCUCCUGUCGUGGAAUUAACACAUCUGUUGUGAAGCUAAUGGAUACAGCAAUUAGCCUCUCAACGUGGCUGUAAACAUCUCCCGUAAGCAAACUACCGCGUCUGCCUGCCGCUGUUUCCACGGUUUUUGCCAGUUUCGGGCCGACAAUAUUGGUGGGCCAAUAUUAUCGGACAUCCCUAAUUUAAAAAUUAAAUGCACAUACAGUAGCUUUCAAUAGCAUUUUUGAUUGGAAAGAAAUUGAAAGAAGUGGACAAAAGUUAAUAUGUGCGUCUAAAAACAAAUGAAAGAGGAAUUAUAAGUCCAGUGUACAAUGAUAUGCAGUAAUCCCUCGCCCUUCACUCUAUCACAGUUUUUCAAAAAUAUCCAUCCAUCCGUCUUCUUCCGCUUAUCCGAGGUCGGGUCGCGGGGGCAGCAGCCUAAGCAGGGAAGCCCAGACUUCCCUCUCGCUGGCUGCUUCGUCCAGAUCCUCCCUGUGGAUCUCGAGGCGUUUCCAGGACAGUUGAGAGAAACCGUCUCUCCAACGUGUCCUUUGUCUUCCCCGAGGCUUCCUACCAGUCGGACAUGCCCUGAACACCUCCCCAGGGAGGCGUCCGGGAGGCAUCCUCACCGGAUGCCCGAGCCACCUCAUCUCAUAUUUUUUGCCUAAAUGAAGUAUUUUCAAGCAUAAAAAUGGCUAAGUGAACUAACAUACAAACAUACAAGCAUUCAGAAAACGCAUUCAAAGACAUUGUGAUAUGUAGUAUUCUACACAGGUCACUAGGUGUCAGUAAUGUUACUGAGACACACAAGCAUCAGACUUGAUCACCGGCACAACAGGCUUUUAUUGCAGGUUUGAAUUAUCUCGCAACAAGCACAAUAAUCCCCAACACAGGUUGUUGUUGCGGCCGCAACCUACGCCAGGCUAAAACUCAUCCCUGAAACCCCAAUGUCGCCUCUUGCCCGCGCUACCCAAGUCUUACUAAUGUCUUAAAUAGCUUAUUUUCUCUUAUUAUGUCUACUAUAUUAGGUAAUACGAAUGCAAAGGUGACUAUAGGGGUGUUAUUUCAUGUCUAGAGGGCUCUAAUAGUGUUGAAAAAAUGUAUUUAGAUGGUCGUAAACAGGUUUUCUAUGCUCUAAUUACGAAAAUAUAAUUUUUUUAAAAUAAGGAAUCCUACUUCAUGGGAAUUCAUGAAUCACGGUCAGGUUUGGAACCAAUUAACCACAAUAAAUGAGGGAUUACUGCAUUUCACACUGAAUGUGGCCCAUACUGCACCUCAAUUACAUAGCAAAAACAAAAAUACCACAAGGCUAACUGGCCCGCACUGUAGCAACUGUGUUGGCUAGCUACUGUGCUACAAUGCAUUGCAGCCACUGCGUCUGUGUUUACGGCAUGCCGUGCAACCUUAAAUUGAGCAUUUACGUGAUAGUUUGGAGUUUUGGAUCAGAUCUUUUUUUUUUUUUUAAUUCCGCUAUCCGAUGCAUUACAUUUGGACCGAUAUCGAUCCUGAGUAUCGCAUCGGACCAUCCCUAAUUAUUAGAGCUUCACAAAACAAAGCUCUGAUAUUCACACAUUUGCCCACCAUGAUAUGUUAUAAAUGCAUGGUGUCGUCACUCUGUGGGGGGGCCCUACUACAGUGUUGUUGGGCAAAAGUAAUUUCAGUGCUGUAUUUGUCUGUUGCAGUCUAGCUUGUGUUCAGUACAGUACAAACAAUGUAAACCUAGACUGUAGUUGAAUUACUGUGAAAAUAUUACCGAGUAGAGCAGUUCUACAUAGGAAUCACACAAACAGCCCACAAAUGGAAAAAAAAAAAUGUGUUGAAAUGAGAUUAUAGUCAGGUGUAUUGUUUAGAAGGUAGGGUCUCUAUGUUUGAACAAACUUCAUAGACGUUCAAUCACACGACUGACAAAGAAAAUCUCAGUACUGUAUCGCUAAAGACUGCAGCUCAGUUUGCAGUCUUUGGUUUCAUCCUACUCUGGCUGGACACACGCAUUUAGACACUUCAAGGAUGUUAGACAAGUAGGAAAGUAGAAAACCUGGUGCUAAUAUACACUGCACAAGUAAAACAUACACUAUGUCUCUCCGGCUUAAUCUAUAACGUUAAUGAUUUGUGAGUAAUGAUACCAUUGUAAAAUGCAUUUUUCCUUAAACCUAAGGACACAAUCUACUAGGGGUGUAACGGUACGUGUGUUCAUAAUCGGAUUUUUUACGGUUCGGUACAGAGACUUCGACUCAGACUUUAUUGAUCCACAAGGGAUACAGUAGCUCAAUUGCAGAAGCAAAAAUAAAUAAAUAAAAUGCAGUGCAGUAUGAAUAAAAUAUAAUAAAAUAAGAAUAUAAAAAACAAUAUUGUGAAACUGUGCAAAAAUCUAAGUAAAUACAAGUAAAAUUACACCUUAAACCAGGGAGGGCAGACAGUACAGUGCAAUAAUGUCGUGAAUUAUCUUUUACGGACAGGUGAGGUAUUGUAGAGCUGGAUAGCGUGUUGAAGAAAUGAAGUCCUGUAGCGUUCACUGUGGGAACGGAACUGGAGGAGUCUGUUGGAAAAUAAGCUCAGCUGCCCCUCUAUUGUCCGAUGUAGUGGGUGACGGAGACAGAGCAAUUCCCCCACACAUUACAGUGCACAUUAAGUGAGGGACAGCAAGUGUUUGUGGUGUCAAGUGUACUCCGUAAACAAAUACAGUGGAGUCCAGCCUAGGGGUAGCAAUAGUGCUAAGGAGAAGCUGGAGCUUGAAAACCCUCCUCUGUUUUUAAUGUCUCCUGUUUGAGAAAAAUUUGACUUCCUGGUGAAAUACAUAAAACGGACAAAGACAGCUGGACAAGACGAAAGCAGUGUGCCACCAUUGUUUAGUAGAGAUGGGGAACAGAGCUACAAACUGGGACUAUUAAUCCUGCAGUUUAGCCAAUAGGGAGCUUUACUUCAUUCACACUCUUCUUUUGCACUUGACUGCCUCGUUGUACUUUACUAAAAAGAGACCUUGUUAACCAAGGGUGUCCAAAGUGUGGCCAUUGCAUCCCACAGCUUAUUUUUUAUUGGCUCUCGGAAUAUUGUAAAAAUACUGACACUCACUCCAUAGUGAGUCAGUCAUAUACUGUAGUCUCCCUGUCUCAGUGGGUGGAGGCGGGGCUGCUAGCAUACACACAGAGUGCAAGAGUGUAACGUAGUCCAAAUUAAAUCAGUAGAUUGCAAUAUAUUGUCACAUUUUAAAAAUAUUUUUUCGUUGUACUUUUCUUAAAAGUAAUGUUAAAACCUCGUCCCGUCUCAUUCUCGUGGACCCGAUCUCGUGGAUCGUCUCGUCUCAUGAACUGAGUGUCUUGUGACACCCCUAGAGAUGAGAUACAUUAUUAGAUAUUACACUCAUUUGCUUUGUUACUAAGAAGCUAAGAUGCGGAUGUUUUUUUUCAGGUAGCUUAGCAUAUGUUGCACUUCGAUAGCAGUGCAUAAUAUUUCACUGUGAGUAACGGUAACAGCGUUGUCACAUUUGGAAUAAUAAUGAAUAGAUUGCCCGUGACGGGAAAGCAACAACGACGUUACUCCCAACACUGGUUCACACAACAACUACACUGUUUUGUUUUGUUUUGUUCCCUUACUUUAACAGCAAAGUACAGUAUGUGCCAAACCGUGAUUAUGGCGUAGCGUUACACCCCGAUAAAAUUCCAUGCGAUUGCCAUUUGGCACAACGAUGGAAUGUAAUUCGAUUAGAUUAGAUAGAACAGGCAAAAGCAAAAUAAAUGAAAAUACAGCAGCAGAUACCAUAAUGCGCUCAAAUACUUUGGGCGGAGAUCGUUGUCGUAAACUUGAGACAUAGCAUAUCUUGUUUCUUCUGCAGUUACUUUUACGUCAGCGUGUUGAUGAAGUAAUGCGGAGGAAAAGUACUGUAUGUAUAUUAUGUGUCAACUGUGUCCAAAUCUUCAGUGUAUAAGGGAGGGGGGGAAACCUACACUUUCCUUACACUUUGUAUAUAAUAAUAAUAAUAAUAUGGAUUAUUAUUAUUACUUUGUAUAUAAUGUCUUAAGUCAGCAUACCUUGUCUUAGCUAUUUUUUGUACAACAGAGUAUAAUGCGCAUAUUGAAGACCGAGUAGUGUAGGAUCAGUGACACAUUAGAACGUUAUGUAACAGACCCAUGUCCAAAUGUGAGUAAAGGACACCUCCGAAUACGGAAAUGAGUCAGAGCUCGCCGAA
Messenger RNA from Dunckerocampus dactyliophorus (ringed pipefish), 13032 nucleotides. RefSeq names its product protein turtle homolog B-like. Bases 215 to 4528 code for a protein of 1437 amino acids. Lineage: Eukaryota; Metazoa; Chordata; Actinopteri; Syngnathiformes; Syngnathidae. The transcript has 20 exons. The record is from RefSeq and is a predicted model, not a curated record. Gene Ontology annotation, cellular component: neuron projection. Gene Ontology annotation, molecular function: protein binding.